AGCGCCGGCGGAAGCGCGGCGCAGCCGUUACCAGGGACCUCGGGGGCCCGCGCUGGCCAAUAUGCGCCGCGUGUAAAUACCUUUGGGGGGGGCGGAGGAGAGAAGCGUCGAAUUUCAAAAAAAAAACCAACCCAAACCCCCACAACCCCGGGCGGGCGGGCGCGCUAUGGGCGCCCUUUGGCUGCAGGAGCGAGUGGAGGAUGCUGGGAAGGAGGUAAAAUGGCCACCGGCGGCGGCGCGGAGGAGGAGAAGCGGGGGCGGGCACAGCUCCUGCCCCCAGCGCGGCCAGCGGUCCGGGGCGAGGAGGCCGAGGGCGGCCGCGAGAAGAUGGGCUGGGCCCAGGUGGUGAAGAACCUGGCCGAGAAGAAGGGCGAGUUCCGCGAGUCCCGGCAGCCGCGGCGGGAGGACGAUAGUGGAGGCGGCGGGGGCGGAGGGCUCGGCGCCCCCGCGGGCCUGGCGGCGCCCGGCCUCGGCGACUUCCCCCCCGCCGGCCGCGGGGACCCGAAGGGCCGUCGGAAAGACCCGGCCGGCGAGGCGGCGGACCCCCGCAAGAAGAAGGGUGCUGUCGAGGCGGGCAGGAGGAAGAAGGCCGAGGCGGCGGCCAUGGCGGCCCCGGCCAGGCCCGGCGAGGCCGAGGACGAGCGGCCCCUCCAGGACGAGCAAGUGGCGGCGGUGGGCCCUGCGGCGGGCCCGGGCAAGGGUCGCUUCCUCGUGCGCAUCUGUUUCCAGGGAGACGAGGGCGCCUGCCCCACCCGGGACUUCGUGGUGGGCGCACUCAUCCUGCGCUCCAUCGGCAUGGACCCGAGCGACAUCUACGCGGUCAUCCAGAUCCCCGGCAGCCGCGAGUUCGACGUGAGCUUCCGCUCGGCGGAGAAGCUGGCACUGUUCCUACGCGUCUACGAGGAGAAGCGCGAGCGGGAGGACUGCUGGGAGAACUUUGUGGUGCUGGGGCGGAGCAAGUCCAGCUUGAAGACGCUCUUCAUCCUUUUCCGGAACGAGACGGUGGACGUGGAGGAUAUCGUGACCUGGCUCAAGCGCCACUGCGACGUGCUGGCCGUGCCCGUGAAAGUGACCGACAGGUUUGGGAUCUGGACCGGGGAGUACAAGUGCGAAAUCGAGCUGCGUCAGGGCGAGGGCGGGGUCAGGCACCUGCCCGGGGCCUUUUUCCUGGGGGCCGAGAGGGGCUACAGCUGGUACAAGGGGCAGCCCAAGACGUGCUUUAAAUGUGGUUCCCGGACCCACAUGAGCGGCAGCUGCACGCAGGACAGGUGCUUCAGGUGCGGGGAGGAGGGGCACCUGAGCCCUUACUGCCGGAAGGGCAUCGUGUGUAACCUCUGUGGCAAGCGAGGACACGCCUUUGCCCAGUGUCCCAAAGCAGUUCACAAUUCGGUGGCAGCUCAGCUAACCGGCGUAGCCGGGCACUGAAUACCCGCUUACGUGUCAGAGUGAACACACAGCCAGCUUAACCCUCUUAAGUGCCAAAACUUUUUUUAAAACCAUUUUUUAUCGUUUUUGAAGGAGAUCUUUUUAAAACCUCCAAAAGACAUUUCUCUAUGCCUUCUUAAAUCGAGUUUACUCCUUUUCAGCCCGUUAUGAAUUAAUGACUCUCGUCGGUAAAUACUACCGAGAACUGUAGUGUGCAGAUAUGUCGCCCCUCCCUUUUUUGAAUUCUUUUUUUUUUUUUUUUUGUAUGUGUUUUUUUCUUGUACUUUUUAUUACCUCCUCCCCACACCUUGUUUUCUCCUUGAUUUUCGCCCUUUGGGCUGCCUUGCUCGUCUUUAUGCCCCAGCACCCGUUACGGGGCCCAACACGUGGUAGGCAGUCCUCAGUGUUUGUUGAAUUGAAAACAUUGUUGACUGUUGCGUCAGCGUGUCUACCUUCUGCGGCUCUUCCCCUUCCCCCUUUUAAUUUGCUGCUUCUAAUCUAUGUGGUCUAAGAAUUUGUGAAACCAGUGUUGCUAGAAGUGUAUGUAAUCUGAAUCAAUAAGCUCUGAAUGGUGGCCAGGGGCCUCUCUUACGGCAUAAAAAUGCAUGGCCUUUACGACAGCUCUCUCAGCUCAGAAGCCAUUUUUCUUAGAAUCAUGUAUCUAGAAUUUUUCUGCUGGAAAGGACCUGAGAGUUGGUUUAGACCAAUCCCCUGGUUUUCCAGCAGGUGAAACAGUUACAGAGAGGUUAAAUGACUGGGUCAAAGUCACAUAGCUGUCCAGUGCCAGAGCUCGCCUAUAGCAGAGUUCCCUGACCCCAAGCCCGGUGCUCAUUCCACUACCUCUCACACUUUACAACAAUUUCCUCAACACUUGAGGGCCCAGAAAUUCUGAUCUCUCCAGAAUGGUGAGCCCAGAGGGAAUCAUCUGGGGGAGCGAGCAGAAAGAAAAGGGGCUUAGCGCAGGGGCUUCUAAAUACUUGGUAGAAAGGGAAGGGACCCAGGAACAAACUCUAAAGUGCAUUCAUUGCCCCCUGGGGUACCACAUCUGGAUCAGUGUAGUGGCCUUACCCUUCCCCAUUCAUUGCCACCACUGAGAAGUGGGGCUGCCCCUAAGUAAAGAAACCUACCAAAAGUUUACAUUUGCACCUUAGGCUCAAUAGCUAGGAACUCUAGAGAAGCAGCUAGCUGGAACUCGUGUGUAACCUCCUCUCAGAAGAAAGGCGGUUUUAACCCGGAAUUAUGAGUGAGCUGUUAAACUCUAAAAUAUACUUGGGAAGUAGGUCAAGCAAGAGGUCAUGGGUCAACUAAGUGUUAUCAAGUUAAAAUAGAAAAGAUAGUGUACUGCUUUUUUUUUAGUUUUUGUCUUUCCUUUGCUAUAUGUUUUGCUAUUU
Cynocephalus volans (Philippine flying lemur) is the source of this 2816-nucleotide messenger RNA. It is a transcript of the gene ZCCHC3, whose product is annotated as zinc finger CCHC-type containing 3. Lineage: Eukaryota; Metazoa; Chordata; Mammalia; Dermoptera; Cynocephalidae. Gene Ontology annotation, molecular function: RNA binding; zinc ion binding; double-stranded DNA binding. The transcript has a single exon. Gene Ontology annotation, cellular component: cytoplasm. The coding region runs from base 220 to 1425 and encodes 401 amino acids. The record is from RefSeq and is a predicted model, not a curated record. Gene Ontology annotation, biological process: positive regulation of type I interferon production; detection of virus; positive regulation of RIG-I signaling pathway.